Messenger RNA from Homalodisca vitripennis (glassy-winged sharpshooter), 4869 nucleotides. RefSeq names its product regulator of G-protein signaling 7-binding protein (gene dcma). Bases 506 to 1177 code for a protein of 223 amino acids. The record is from RefSeq and is a predicted model, not a curated record. Lineage: Eukaryota; Metazoa; Arthropoda; Insecta; Hemiptera; Cicadellidae. The transcript has 5 exons. Gene Ontology annotation, biological process: G protein-coupled receptor signaling pathway; vesicle-mediated transport. Gene Ontology annotation, cellular component: neuron projection; membrane.
AGUUUUAUUAAUUUAUUAGCCUUUACAUUUUGUUUUGUUUUGUUAUCCUGAUACCAGUUUAUAAUUUUAGUUGCAUUUGCUGGACGAAUCUGUGCUCCUUGGUGUAGUUUUAACAAUCUCACAUAUUGUUAAGUUAUAUUUUUAUAUUUUUUAAUAACCACGGGUCUACGUUACAAAUAUUAUUUUAUUUCUAACUCUGAACACAUGUAAUUAAAGUAGUGUGUUACUUAUUGUGAAUAAAGUAUAAAAGAAUUAAAUAUAAGUCUAUAAUAAAACUCUGUCAAAAACAUUUGAUAGUUUCCAAGAUUAUCAACUAUCAAACUAUUGCAGUUGCUAUAGUCACCUAUAACUUAUAUUAUGGUUAUUUAUUCACAGUUGUAGCAAUAACAUUAUUUUGUCCUACACCAUUGUUGCGGAUUAAGUCGUAGAUAUUUUACUGCAAGAGCUAUCAACGCUUGGCAUAGGCUAUCAGCUGUGAGAGGAGUCUGUAGACCUACUGGCCAACAUGUCUGAGCUUGGUCUAGGAGUGUUCACAGCAGAGUCAUGCCAGCGCCACAGGCGUACCAACUUCCACUUAAUCACCGAAAUCAACAGCCAGGUGGCGCUCUUCCGGGACCUGCUGAUUCACAUAGGCACGGCACGAGAUUGUCCUGAGCUGCGGGAGAAAAUACGCAAGUUGCGCAGGACGUGUGUGGACGCGUGCAAACACACUAGCCAACUGCUACUGCCUCAGAUUCGUAGUGCGGUAGCUGAAGGAAUCCCAGCCGACCACCCUCACCUGGUGCUGUUGUUCUUUAUGUGCCAACUGUUCCUGAGGGAACUGGCCAAGUGUAGCCGUCUGGUACAGCUGGUCCCCAUGGAUAUGACGGGAUACUUCGAGAACCGGGCGGGUCCGUCGAACCUGGGGAACGUUAUCAGUCAGAUACUGUUGUGCAAGACGAUAGCCCCCGACUUCAAUCAGGAAGAGAUCCACAGCAUCGCCAAGGACUCGCAGGAGCUUAACAGGAUCGUUCACGAGAUGCAGGAGUUUCUGCCACAACAGGAGUCCGCCGCAGAGAGGCCGUCGGCACUGGCUGCGGAAGACGCGACCAGCAAGUGGACAAAGAAGCGAAGGCGUAGUUCCAUCUACCGCAACGUCGGCUCCUUCUGCUGCAUGUGCCGGCCCAACUACCUGUGAUACUCCCAACAUCGCGUCCGCAUCCCCACUCGCAAUAAACCGUGCCUCUCCUCGACACGAUCUCCCUAGUAUAAGUCACAUGUAGACAGUCCCAGAGUUUCGUUCUGCCUCCGCCUUGUCGACAGUUGGGCGUUUUAAAAGUUUCCUUUUAAAUACAUAAAAAUCAGGCGUAUAUAAACGCUAAGCUACUGGAAUGUUGGAAAUGCCCAGACCUCGAACAGACUGCAAAUCAAGUCAUCUUAUUUUAGCAGGUCGUUAGGGCAUAAUUCCUCUUACAAAUCUUUUUUAUAUUUCAAAGAGUUCUCUUCAUGAAUGCAAUUGCAUACUAUAUUUUCUGAUAUAGGAAUAAAUAACUUUAAAUUGUUACUUGUGUUUAUACUCCCUACAUAAUCUUUAAAAAUUGGAAACUUUGAUCAUCCAUAUUAUUUGGUACAAUUCAAAUGUAAAAAAUAACUAUAACUUAUUCUAUUACUCACAAAUAUUUGCGAACACCAGAAUGAAAUGCCAGUUACUUCAACACGUUCAAUUUAGUUUUCACUUUUUGUUUACGUUACCCUAUAAGGCCUCAACCAUUUAUAGGCAGAAAUAAAUAAUUCUACACGAUAAAUUAAAUGUUAGUUUUUCAUGUGAGCUACAGCUUAGGAGUACACGUUAAAAACCUAAAGUUUUAAUAGCAACUUCUGAAGAGUUAUAAGAUUUAAGGUUCCAGAACAUCAUUUCAAAAUAGGUUUGUUACGAAUUAUGUAUUUACAACCUGUCAGUACUUAAGAAAAAACUAAUUUAGGCCACAUACCAUCCAACUGUCUCAUGAUCCAAGUCUCUGAUAUCACAACUGUCUUCUAAUCUAACUAUUGGUAUUGUGCGUAUUAAUGCAUCAUCAAAAUAUGGAACCGUUCUAUAAAGCCUAAAUACUCACAUCGUAUCGAUAAUGAUGACGAUCAUUAUUUGACCGAAAAGUGUAACAGAAAAUACAAGUAAUUUGUAAUGGUAGGCAGUUAACUCCGUUGUCACGUCAUAUGUUCAUAAUGUAUGAGUUUAAAGUGAAUUGUGACACGAGUUUUAGUUAGUACUGUUACCUUCACAUAGCAACGUCAUGUGUAUAACAUGAUAUUUGUGUAGUACAAUAUGACAUCAAUUAUACAAUACAUGAAUCUAUACAAUAAUUUAAUUAUAAUAUCAAUAUAACAUGAACAAUAUGUCAACAAAUACUCUUUAAAACUAUUCAAAAACAUCAUCAUUUUAAUUCCUCUGUUAUCUAAUAUUACGCAGAGAACUUAUCAGAUUCGGUAGUUGCAGAACGAACUCUUGAUUCACAACUUAAAAGUCAUCGUCGAAUAAAGAAGCCACAUCAAUGUUUUGCACACUAUCGAAUUAAAAAGUAUUAUUAAAUAACCAUCUCUACCCGUUUCUUUCAUACAACGAGAUAAGCACUGUACAAAUGUUUCCUAAAAUCACGUUGUCCGUAAUUGAUCACAAUUGUGUUACUAUUGUAUGUAGAAAACUCACAAAAACCCUGGAAAAAGUUCCAUUUUUAUCUUAGUUACUUUUUGAAUUGUAUUCUUUAUUCAAAACAUAUAAAUUUUUUAAGGCAGUUCUAAAAAUAAAUGCAAUUAAUCUCUAUACAUAGCGUUUGAAUAUAAGUAACUCAAAUACUAUUAUUUUUAUAUAAAACUAAAAGCUAAGACAGUUUGAAUAUACAUGCUAACAAAGCUAUAAAUAAAUCUAUAAGUAUAUUUUUAUACUGAUAUGUCUUACAGGGCGCAAUCAAAACAGUAAUAAAGUCGGUUUCUUUGGUUUAAGUUACGGAACUUCUAAUAUACAAGAGACUAUUCUGAUUGAUGUUUUUUUAUUGAAAACACAAAACAGUUGUUUUAACUUUUAUGAAUAACCGUGUUAUAGCACAACUAGAUGUAAAAUAAUUUAAAUUCAUUCAAUAUUUGACUCAUAAUUUUAGUGUAGUAACAUAGCACAUAGCAAUAUGUAAAAAUGAGUCACGUUUUAGAAAUGAUUUGUAACACAAACAUUCUAAAUGUAAUGACUGUACUCGUACUUGUAACGUAUUGUAAUUGUGGGCACCCAACCCUUGAAACUUCCAACUAUAGGUUGACGCACUAACCUACUGUUGCACACUGGACAAUUAACUUCAAUAGUUCCAUUAAUUAUAUAUUAAACAUGGACUCUGUAUUUAAUAUUGUUCGUAAAGUAACACAUAUUUUGCUAUGUUUUAACCAACAUGUUUCAUCACUCAUUUGCAUUGUACUAAUUCUAACGUUUUUUUAAUUCAAUAUAGCAAAACCCUAUAAGUAAAAGGUGUAAAAUGUUUUACAGUUACUGUAUAAUUUUGGAGAGGAAUGUGCUAUUUUAAUGGCAUUGUAAAAAUUAAUGAUACACUGUAAACAAGUUUAAACGUAUUUUUACAUUUUUACAGAAUUUUACGUGCUUUUGCUUUUAACGAGUGGAUAUAAUAUUUUGGUAUUGUUUUUUUGGAACAUACUAUAUAUUGUAAAAAACACCAACUUAUUGAACCCUAUUUUGACUGUUCACUGUAGAACCUCAAUGUAUGAAUAUCGACCAAGUUUUUAUUGCAUUUGAUAAGAAUUUCAGGAUAGAAACAUAGGAAUUGUCGAUGUUUUAAACUAGGUUAUAGACGUAACAAAGUUAAACGGUAGUAGGGUUCGUCAGUUCUUUAGUAGUAGAGGCUUAGUUGUAGUAGUAGCGUGUAAUGCAACUGCGUAUUUACAAUAUUUUAGUUUAACUCAAUGGAUUUUAUAAGAUAUUAUGAGCAAUCACAAGGAUUUUACUAAGUAAGACUAUAAUUCUGAUUUUAGUACUAAAUGGAUUUGUAAAAUGAGAAUAGUUGUCAGUUUUGAUAAUGUAAUUUUUGUGGAAUAACAUAACUGUUUACAUGUACAUGAUGUAAUAACAACUUAAAGUAUAAUAAUAUAUUAACUAUUUAAGGAAUGUAAUACUGUAUGAGAAACUGCUUAGUUUUUAUUGUAGUAAUACAAACCUUAAAGGAAUUAUUCCUAAGCAUAGUACUAGAAUGUUUUCAGAAAGCUAGUGUAGUAAAGCUGGAAAUUUCGUUGAAAAAUGUUUAAAAUGUACACCAUCGUAAACUUAACUUGUAUAAACGUUAACUACACAUUUUAAAACCUUAACUGUACACGUGUAAACUUAUUUGCACGAUUGAAGAUUGUAAUGAAUUAAAUAUCAAAGGUAAAAGUAGAAUGUACUGCUUUAUUAGUACUUGAAAAUCCAACCGUAAACGUUAUAUUAAAUUUAAAAUAAAACUAUAUGGAAGUUAUUCAAAAGGUAAACGUCAACAACUUUAUUAUGAAAUAAAUCAUGGACGUGCUUUUAAUUCUAGAGAAAAGAAAUAAUAGAGUAAGAGGUUGGUAAAGGUUCGUAUUUAAAAAAUACACUAAAAAUGUAAUAUUGCCUAACGGUAAAAAAUGAGUCAAUGUAAUUUAAAACAUAUUUUUGUGCAUUUUUAUGCGAUUAAAUUGUGAAAGCCACCAUUUUGUAGGUUUAGACUUUAAAAAGAUAAAUAAUAUUUUAAUUUACUUGCAGUUUAAAACAAAUGUGUUUGUGGAAUCACAUGUCAAUUGAAGGUUAAAAUAUCUAUUUAUAGUAUUUGUUAACACUAUUGUCCUGUUUCAAAGUUGUACAAUAAAUCUAUUUAUUACGAUGUA